Messenger RNA from Xiphophorus maculatus (southern platyfish), 1435 nucleotides. RefSeq names its product cytochrome c-type heme lyase. The transcript is spliced from 8 exons. Gene Ontology annotation, molecular function: holocytochrome-c synthase activity. The record is from RefSeq and is a predicted model, not a curated record. Gene Ontology annotation, cellular component: mitochondrion. Lineage: Eukaryota; Metazoa; Chordata; Actinopteri; Cyprinodontiformes; Poeciliidae. Gene Ontology annotation, biological process: cytochrome c-heme linkage. The coding region runs from base 91 to 933 and encodes 280 amino acids.
ACGCAAAGAACUUAACGUUCGUAGUUGCACAAGUCGACCACUGUCCACGGUGACAUUGGAGGAAAGAAGUAAUCAUUUGCACAGGUCAAGAUGGGAUCAGGUGUGUCUUCUGAUGGUGCGCUGACUGUUCGAGCAGAGGCCAUAGAGGCAAUUCCUCCUCAAGGCUGUCCUAUGCACCAAGUCCAGUCUACCAAAGCAUCACCACCUUCAGGAUGUCCUAUGCAUCAAGCUCAGCAUAUCAAAGCAUCUUCUCUUUCAGAGGUCCCGAUAAAAGGUGCAGAGGCAGGUCCAGCCCAUCAGGACCGAGCCUAUGAGUUUGUGGAGUGUCCCAUGAGAGCUGCAGAACCCAAGAAUAGUGACAUUGACCCAGCGAAUAUGAUGCCUCCUCCAAACCAAACGCCAGCUCCAGAUCAGCCCUUUAAACUGUCCAUCUCCAGAGAGGAGUCAAACAUUCCACGUCACGGUGCAGAAAAGAACUGGGUCUACCCAUCAGAGCAGAUGUUCUGGAACGCCAUGCUGCGGAAGGGAUGGCGCUGGCGGGAUGAUGACCUCGCUCCCCACGACAUGACCGACAUUAUUAAAAUCCACAAUCAGAACAAUGAGCAGGCCUGGCAGGAGAUCCUUAAGUGGGAAGCCCUGCAUGCACGUGAGUGUCCUUGUGGGCCCACACUGAAGAGGUUUGGUGGGAAGGCCAAAGAGUUCUCUCCCAGAGCCCGGGUCCGCCACUGGAUGGGCUAUGAACUGCCGUUUGACCGCCAUGACUGGAUCAUUGACCGCUGUGGGAAGGAGGUGCGCUACGUCAUCGACUACUAUGAUGGAGAACUGAACCGUGAAAACUAUCAAUUCUCCAUCCUAGAUGUGCGUCCAGCUUUUGACUCUUUAGACGCUGUGUGGGAUCGCAUGAAGGUGGCCUGGUGGCGUUGGACCUCCUAAGAUUCAUGUGAAUGUCAUAGUCACAUCUAAACAAAGACUGUUGAGGGAUGUUUCUAGAGAAUUGUGAGCCCUGAAAAGAGCAUGAUGUAGUGAGAAAAAGUAAGAUUACUAAGUAUUUUCAGAUGUAAUGUACAACACUGUUUGCUCAUUGACUUUCAUUUUCUGGAAUUGAUGUAAUUAACACAGUGUGUCUGUUCAUCCAAUCUUAGUUGAGUGUUUGUCCCGCAGGUCAGGAUUAAAGCACAGGACUGGGGGAAUGAUUUUGAGUGGAAAUCAUCAUAUCUAAAAAUUGAUGUCUUACAGAACAUCCUGAAAUUAUAUGGAACAGUUUCAAAUCCCUGUAGUUCUUCACCAUUCAGUUUUAUUUAUCUUAUUUGAUUGGUUUUGAUGUGAGGAACUGUUUAGUUUUCUUACUCGUUGACACUGUGCUCUGUUUCUGUACUGAUUGUCUGUUGUACUGGUUCAGUCAAAUCAAUAAAGCUGGUUCUGAUCUGCUCCUGAA